UGAUGCCAUCGCGUUUCUGAAGACCCAACCCAACCCAACCGGAAGACAACAGAUUUUUUUUUAUCCUUUUGAUGCGAUGCUAAUUUGUGACUGCCAGCGCUAAGUAUUGAUACUAUUUGCGCCUGAAGGCGAACAUAUUAAUAAAAUGCCCUUAUUUGAUGGGUUGGGAAGUGGAGGAGAGAAGACUGCAAUCGUCAUUGACUUAGGAGCAGCAUACACAAAAUGUGGCUUUGCAGGGGAAACGGGGCCCAGGUUCAUAAUUCCGAGCGAAAUCCGGAAACCGGGACAGCAGCAGGCCAUCAAAGUGGUUCAGUACAACAUCAACACAGAAGAACUUUAUGUCAUCCUCAAAGAGUUUAUCCAUAUACUGUACUUCAGGCACCUGCUGGUGAACCCUCGCGACAGAAGAGUGGUCAUCAUCGAGUCCAUCCUCUGCCCGUCUCACUUCAGAGAGACGCUCACCAAAGUUUUCUUCAAACAGUUUGAGGUGCCCUCUGUGUUGUUUGCUCCAAGUCACCUCAUGGCCAUCAUGACUCUGGGCAUAAACUCUGCUCUGGUGAUGGACUGUGGCUACACAGAGACACUGGUCCUACCUGUUUAUGAAUGCACACCUAUUCUGCCAGCUUGGGAGGCUUUGCCUUUGGGAGGUAAAGCCAUCCAUAAAGAAUUAGAUGGACUUCUUGUAGAACAGUGUACCGUGGACACAGACACCAGCACUGGGCAGAGUGUGCCGGCGGUUAUUGGGACCAUCCCAGAGGAGACUGUGGAGGAUAUUAAGGUCAGAACAUGUUUUGUCAGUGACCUGCAGAGGGGCCUCAAGAUCCAGGAAGCCAAGUUCAACCUGGAUGGUACAGCUGAGCGCCCAGCCCCUCCUCCAGAUGUUGAAUAUCCUCUGGAUGGUGAGAAAAUCCUGCACAUCAAAGGAUCAAUCAGGGACUCUGUGAUGGAGAUCCUGUUUGAACAGGACAAUGAAGAGAAGAGUGUGGCCACUCUGAUACUUGACACUCUGGUCAAGUGCCCCAUUGAUGCACGGAAGGUGCUUUCCGAGAACCUGGUUGUGAUCGGAGGCACAGCCAUGCUGCCAGGCUUCCUGCACCGGCUGCUGGCGGAGUUACGCCUCCUGGUGGAGAAACCCAAGUACAGCAGCGUGCUGGCAAGCAAGAGCUUACGGAUUCACGCUCCACCUGCCAAGCCCAACUGCACCGCCUGGCUGGGAGGUGCUAUCUUUGGGGCGCUGCAGGACAUCUUGGGCAGCAGGUCAGUGUCACGAGACUACUACAACCAGACGGGCCGCAUCCCAGACUGGUGCUGCUUGAGUUCCCCUCCUCCUGAAUCUCUGUACGAAGCAGGAAAGACGCCUCCUCCACUCAUGAAGAGAGCCUUCUCCACAGAGAAGUAGAACAUGCCCUAACGUCAUUCAAACAAUGUACUCUCCUUUACUCUACCCGAUAGAACAGUAAUCAACAUCAGUAAUCUUGAGUGUAACAUAUUGUUCAUGUUUCAACUACACAGACAGUUCUAGAUGUUUGUAUCAUCUAAAAGUCACGCCCACAUUUUUGUAUUCACUGACUGUGGACUGUUUGAUGAUGAGGUGAGCUGGUUUCUGACCAUACCAGACAGAACAGGAUUUUCAACAUUGAUUCACAUUGAUAUUUUACAAAGUGUUAGAAUUUCAAGUACUUGCCGUCUUUUCCUGUCAUUUGAAGUCUCACUGACUAAGACACUGAAACCGUACGUGCUUACUGUCACUCAAUUUCUAACCAUUGCAAGUUGUAAUUGCAUCAUGCUCAGCAGAAAUGUUUCCAGUGAUGACCCAGUUGCAUUUUAGUCAUCCACUGCUGUCAACAAGAUGACAGAAAAUGUUGCAAAAAUUCGGAGAAAACAGACUUUGGCCCGGGAUGAUGUAUGAUCAAGUGUGGAAACCUGAGGGGAUUUAAACAGUAAUGUCUGAUUGAGUUUCAAAAGACAGAAGUUUCAUUUAUUAGUUGUUAUUUAUUGUUUGGAGUUAAUAAAGUGCACUCUAUAAUAAUGUGCACUCACACAAGUGUUCUCAGUUAUUCCAGCUACAUAACUGCUUUUCAUGUUAAAGCAGGGUGGAGGUAUCCAAAAUGCACAUAUACUCACACACUAAGAUUUAAGUUGUUCCACCCUGAUGAGUGUACCACAUUUAACAGGGUGUCAGGGACGUGUCAGUCAGCCAUGCUCUCAACGCAUCAGCCCAUCCCUUAGAAGCCGUUAAAUCAAGUGAAAUGAUCGACAUCACUUGUGUGUGUGUUGACAAUAUUUAACAGACUUAAAAACAUCUUCCAAAUGAUGCCUGGAUCCUUUAAAUUCAACUACUACAACAAAUAAAUGUUCAAAAUUCAAUCUGA
This is a messenger RNA of Scatophagus argus, 2372 nucleotides long. RefSeq names its product actin related protein 10 (gene actr10). Bases 146 to 1399 code for a protein of 417 amino acids. The record is from RefSeq and is a predicted model, not a curated record. Lineage: Eukaryota; Metazoa; Chordata; Actinopteri; Scatophagidae. The transcript is spliced from 13 exons. Gene Ontology annotation, biological process: retrograde axonal transport of mitochondrion.